Molecule: messenger RNA, 687 nt
Organism: Cooperia oncophora
Lineage: Eukaryota; Metazoa; Nematoda; Chromadorea; Rhabditida; Trichostrongylidae
Source: the annotation of a GenBank genome assembly
AUGCCAGAUGUAAACCGAGUUCUGGCUCAUAUGGAAGAUUUUUGUAAUCAAAUUAUCAGUGGAUCUUGGACCGGUUACACAGGACACAAGAUCACCGAUGUUGUCAAUAUUGGAAUUGGUGGCUCUGAUCUCGUCCUGCUGAUGGUCAUGCUGGCUCUCCGACAUUAUCAAAUUGGGCCCAACGUUCACUUUGUGAGCAAUGUGGAUGGCACUCAUAUUGCUGAGGCGGGAGACAAGAGUGCUGUUGCCAAGCAUUUCGUAGCUCUUUCUACCAAUGUCCCCAAAGCCACGGAGUUUGGAAUUGACCCCUCAAACAUGUUUGAAUUCUGGGAUUGGGUAGGAGGAAGAUAUUCCCUGUGGUCGGCGAUUGGUCUCUCUAUUGCUGUUCACAUCGGAUUUGACAACUUCAGAAAACUUCUAGAAGGUGCACAUGCGGCGGAUCAACACUUUGUCAACGAGCCCCUCGAUCGCAAUGUACCAGUUAUCAUGGCAAUGUUAGGAGUCCUAUACAUCAACGUAUAUGGUGCGGAAACACAUGCGCUGCUACCGUAUGACCAAUAUCUUCAUCGGUUCGCCGCCUACUUCCAGCAAGGUGACAUGGAGAGUAACGGAAAAUUCGUCACUAGGCAAGGCCACCGAGUGGACUACUCUACUGGACCAAUUGUGUGGGGUGAACCCGGCACCUAA